Messenger RNA from Lolium rigidum, 1530 nucleotides. Its product is annotated as pentatricopeptide repeat-containing protein At2g20710, mitochondrial-like. Gene Ontology annotation, cellular component: mitochondrion. The record is from RefSeq and is a predicted model, not a curated record. Gene Ontology annotation, molecular function: protein binding. Lineage: Eukaryota; Viridiplantae; Streptophyta; Magnoliopsida; Poales; Poaceae.
AUGCACCGCCUCCUUCCUCCUCGCGUCGGCCUGCUCCGACGCCUCUCCACGGCCGCCGCCUCCCCACCCCAUCCACCACCGCAGCCGCGGGCCGACUCCCUGUAUCUACGGGUCGCUGCCGCAGUGAUCCCGCGCAUCCCGCUGACCCCCGUGCUGGAGCAAUGGGCCGUCGCCGAGGGCCGCGCCGUCGAGAAGCACGACCUCCAGGCUAUCAUCAAGAAGCUCGUCCUCCGCCGCCGCUUCUCCCACGCGCUUGAGCUGUCCCUGUGGAUGACCGACCGGCGGCACUUCCCCCUGUCGCCCGGCGACGUCGCCUACCGGCUGGAGCUGCUCACCAAGGUGCACGGCCUCCAGAGUGCCGUGGCCUACUUCGGGGGCUUGUCAGUUCAGCUCAAGAAACCUCAGUGCUACGGCUCCCUCCUGAAAUGCUAUGCGGAGGCCAAGUCCGUUGACGAGGCUGAAAAGCUCUUUGCGGAGAUGCAGAAGAUGGGGAUGAUGAGUUCAUAUCCUUACAAUGUGAUGAUGAAGCUUUACUUGGAGCUCGGGCAGGUUGAGAGGGUGCGCACCAUGUACAAGGCUAUGGAGGAGAGUGGCAUCAAGCCUGAUGUAUUCACUGUCGACACUCUGUUGAAGGUGUAUGCAGCUGCUGAAGAUCUCAAUCGGGUUGAGGAACUUCUAGAGAAGUCCGAUCCGAAGAUGCUGAGUUGGCAUUCACAUGCCAGUGUAGCCAGGCUUUUCAUGAAAGCCGGGCUCCAAGGAAGGGCCCUGCAGGCUGUUGAGGAAUCUGAAAAGCGGAUUAGUCCGAAGAAUGGCAGGGUUGCAUACGGGUUCUUGCUUUCUAUGUGUGCUGAUUUGGGAAUGAGUAGCGAGGUGGACCGCAUUUGGAAUGCCUAUAAGUCCAAAGUGCCGACAUGCAACUCGAUGUAUAUGUGCAGGAUAAGUGUACUGCUUAAGAUGAAUGACAUCGAUGGGGCUGAGAAAGCCUUCAGAGAGUGGGAAAGUAGGCAUGUUCACCAUGAUAUCCGGUUAACUAACCUACUGCUAAAUGGCUACUGUGCAAAUGGCCUUAUGGAGAAAGCAGAAGCUCUCGUGGAUGAAGCCAUUGCCAAAGGGAGGACACCUUACGCUAAUACUUGGUAUAAACUGGCUGGUGGGUUUUUCAAGGAUGGCCAGGUGUCAAAGGCGGUGGAUAUGACAAGGAAAGCUCUUGCUUCCGCAACUUUUGGAUGGGAACCUGACCAGACAAAUGUGCUAAUGAGUCUGGAAUAUUUCACGGAGCAAAAGAAUAUUAAAGCAGCUGAGGAAAUAGCAAGCCAGCUGCGGAGUUUGGUACCUUUGACAAGGGAGGUUUACCAUGGUUUACUGAAGACAUAUGUUCAUGCAGCACAGCCAGUGUCAGAUUUACUUGAUCGCAUGAAUAAAGAUGGUUUUGAGGCUAAUGAAGAAACAGAUAGAAUCAUUGCUGGAAUAUCGGUAGAUAUGCGCAGGUUGCUAUUAUUGAACAAUUUCUUUGGUUGUUUUCUAGUUUGA